This is a messenger RNA of Prorocentrum cordatum, 2658 nucleotides long. The record is from the annotation of a GenBank genome assembly. NCBI's taxonomy places the organism in Eukaryota, Dinophyceae, Prorocentrales, Prorocentraceae.
AUGCAGUGGAGAAACCAUGGUCGCAUCGAUUGCAAGUGGGGCGCCCCUAGCCACUGGCAGUCCAGUUGCGACCUCUUCGAUGUGCCGGCCGUCUGCCAGAUCAAUUUGUGGCGCAGGGCAGUCAGCGUGGGCGUCGGAAUCCUGCGGCGCGAUUUUCGGGAGUGGGCCGCGGGCAAAGCGGGGUCUUCAUGGCCGCUGCUUGCCUUUUGCGCGGCGGCGGACGCGGCGGAUGUGUUUUGCGCUCUUCAGAGCGCCUGGCGCAUGAGUACGCACGUGCUGCACGACCAGCUCGCCCUCGCGGCGGAGUGCAUUGUGCAGCGCGUCGCCAGGACAGCGCCCGCGCUGUGCGCGGGCGUCUUCGAGCGCGCCCCCCAGCUCGCGAACAGAACGAAGAAGCGGAAAGAGAGGCAAGGACCAGGCGCCACUCAUCCGCGUGAGCGCCGAGGUGCGGAGGCUGGCCCACUGCGCCGGGCCGCGCUCGACCUGCAGCAGGUCCAGCAGCUGCCGAGACGGACCGGGGGCAGAGGCAGCGCGGUCGCGCUCGAGCACCGCUGGCCGCAGGACUUUAACCGGAAUGGCCGCAGCUGCAGCGCCCGCGAUGGAGGGGGCGCAUCGAACCGGGCGCAGGCCAGCUCCACGAACCUCGCGCCCAGGCGCAGAGGCCAGCCGCGCUACGCCACCGGGGGGCCCACGCGCGCCUGCAGCGCCGCUGCGCUGCGGAGGUUCCCCGGGGCGUCCUGGGCGGAUGCCAUCCCGCAGUCCUGCACAAGUUUUAUGAAGGAGCUGAUCUCGGCUCCCGUGCCCGCCGAGUAUCGUGGAGAGCCGAUGCGAACCGUGCAGUCGCUCUUCCAGGGCUUCCAGGGCAACCGCCAGAGUGGACAGAGCUACCAGGCCUUCGAGUGGUCCGCCGACGGCGCCGGCGGCCGGGCUGGAGAUGGCGGCCGAGAAAGAAGGCUCCGCCUCGCUGGGGUGGUCGGCGUGGUGCUGGCGGUGCUGGGCGUCGGCAUGCUGGUGGGCGUCGGGCUGGCGCGCGGCAGCGGCGACCAGUCCUCGCAGAAGCGGAGGCCAGAGGUCCAGGGCGCGGAGAGGCAAAUGGAAGUGCCAGUCCUUGCCCACGCUUCUCCGAGCAAGAGCAGCAGUACGACAAAGCCGGCUAUCACCACCACUACUACUACAACCACCACGUUGAAUCUGAGUACUUGGCGUGUCAUCUUUGACGGAGCUGUCAAUGUGAGCAAGUUCCCUAAACCUGAUGUCCCCGUUAUGCAGGUGCAUUGGAAGUGUGACCUGUUACGUGGGCGACGGGUAGGUGACUGGCUAGAGGUUUACAACGGCACGGGGGGCGUCGUCGGCUACUCUCCGAUGGUCUUCAAUGGAUCCUCCAUGCUAGCGGAAGAUACGUCGGGGCGGAACUUCUCAGAGCUGGUGGCGGCCAAGAGGAGAUUGGCGCAGGACACGGACGUCGACUGCACGCCUUGCGCAGACGACGAACCCUGCAUGAGCGUGCUGUGGCAGAUCAACCACCCAGGCCAUCUCAUGGUCUACCCAAAGCCGAACAACGAGACGACCCCACUCGGCCUGGUGUGGAAGUGUGACGUCAGAAGUGGCUAUCCCAUAAGUAGCAGCGACCAUCAGCAGUGGCUCAAGCUGACAGAUGAGGACAGCGGCAAGCCGGGGUACAUUCAUAUCGUACAUCACAAUCGGCAGCCGGUCGUCGCCGAAGUCACUGCCAGCUCCAAGGCGGAGCUGAAUUGUGACGCGUGCGUGGAGGGCGGGGGAGACAGCUGCCUGAAUUCUCAGUGCUGCAAGAAUCCGGGACACAAGUGCUACCAGUCGAACGAGUAUUGGGCAAGUUGCAAGUACGGCUGCACCCCGUCCGAGAAUGACAAGUGCCUGCAGCUGGGCACCCGCAGCUGGGCGCCCCAGCUGCCCGGCUUCCCCACGCUCUACUGCUGGCAGCUCAUGCGCCCGGACGGCUACGAGCCGGACCUGGUGCGGGCGCAGGUGGCACGGGGAGCUGGCAUAUUCGGCUGCGACGACUUCGACGUCUACUCGAUUGAGGCCGACAAACAGUUGGGAUUGACUCCGAAGGGCCGGAAUGUGACGACCGUGUACUGCGAGCCUCACGACGUCGGCAGGUCGAAGGACGGCUUCGCGGCCAACACGGAGAUCUUCCUGAACGCAUGGGCUGCGGUAAAUGCCAGGAACAGGUGGAAGCACUACUCCUGGACAAUCAAGAUGGACCCGGACGCCGUCAUAGUGCCCGACCGCGUGCGCGUUCACAUCAUGGCCAAGUGGCUCGACGGCACGGAGCGGAGCGCCUUCUUCCGGACCUGCAACCUGUCCCCGGGCAACCCCGACUACCCGAUGAUGUAUGGCGCCCUGGAGCUGGUCUCCAAGAAGGCGCUCCAGACGUUCUUCGCGGACGGCGAGCAGUGCCGAAAUUGGAUGCCCGUGUGGUCUUACGGGGAGGACCUUUAUUUGUCGAAGUGCUUGCAGGGAUUGAACGCGGAAACGAUGGACGACUUCGUGCUCGUCGGCGACGACCGCUGCAUGGGGGGUGCCUGCUGGGACCACACAUUCGCUGCCUUUCACGAGCACAAAGACGUCGACAGCUGGAUGAAGUGCUGGUCGGACACAGUGAACGGAAGCUUAUGA